AUGGGUGUAAAGCAGCCAUUAAAAUUUCAGCCAAAUCUCUCUUUCUCGAUUUUUCCCAUUCUUUCUUUCUUUCUUUCUUUCUUUCUUUCUUUCUUUCUUGUUUUACCUCUUUUCUCGCUUUAUUUCUUUCUCUUUUUUCCUCUAUUUCUCUCUUUUUCCCCUUAUUCUCUCAUUUUUAAUCCCUUUCUCUCUGCCUCCCUUUGUUUGUUUGUUUCUUUCUUUCUUUCACGUUUUUUCUACCUUUCCCAUUUCUAUCUUUCUUUUCUUUCUUUCUUUCUUUCUUUCUUUCUUUCUUGUUUUACCUCUUUUCUCUCUUUUACCCCUUUAUUUCUUUCUCUUUUUUCCUCUUUUUCCCCUUUCUCUCUCGUUUUUAUUCCCUUUUUCUCUGCCUUUCUUUCUUUCUUUCUUUCUUUCUUUCUCGUUUUUUCUAUCUUUCCCUAUUUCCCCUUUCUAUCUUUCUUUUCUUUCUUUCUUUCUUUCUUUUUUCCUCUCUUUCUCUCUUUUCCUACCUUCUCUCUCUCGUUUUUCCUCUCUUUCUCUCUCAGUUAUAAUAAUUUUAGUAUUGGAGAAAAAAAAUUAAACAUAGAAUAG
This is a messenger RNA of Acanthosepion pharaonis, 591 nucleotides long. The record is from the annotation of a GenBank genome assembly. Lineage: Eukaryota; Metazoa; Mollusca; Cephalopoda; Sepiida; Sepiidae.